Molecule: messenger RNA, 3035 nt
Organism: Camelina sativa (false flax)
Lineage: Eukaryota; Viridiplantae; Streptophyta; Magnoliopsida; Brassicales; Brassicaceae
Product: ribonuclease II, chloroplastic/mitochondrial
Biological process (GO): mRNA catabolic process
Cellular component (GO): P-body
Molecular function (GO): 3'-5'-RNA exonuclease activity; RNA binding
Source: RefSeq, a predicted model, not a curated record
UGUUUCUGUCACCCGCUUCAUUUGCCUUUCUAUCGCCACAAGAACACAGAGUGAGAGAGAGCGAUUUGCUCACUUCCGAUAUCGUUCGGAUUUUGCUGCUUCUUCAUCGUUCGGUGGCUUCUUCUUCAACCGAAGCAACGAUGAUGUCGGUGAGGGCAAUCAAUGGUUGCUCCAUCAUUCGCGCAGCCACUUCCGGCGGCGGCCCUCCCGUCUCCUUAUUUCGCCACCGUAUUCAGCGCCUUAGAGCGUCUCAUCUCCGUGAAUUCUCAAAAUUAGGGUUAGAUUUUCCAUUAAUCCGCGUGAAGAGGCGGUUUCUCGGGAAUAAUGGAGGUGGUGGUGCUACGAGCUGUUCGUCUUGCAUUCAUAGUCUAGUCGAAAGCGUUUCCGAAGAGCUCGAAUCCAUCAACAGGCGUAAGCGAAGCCGAUUAAGAGUUCGUGCCAGUGUUAAGGUGAAAUUAACAAGCUAUGGAGAGGUUCUGGAGGAUAAGCUAGUGAACCAGGAACUAGAGGCGGGCUGGCUUCUGGAGUUUAAGAAGGACGCAGACAGGGUAUUGUUGGCAGUUUCUCAUAGACGUGAUGGAAAGAAGAAUUGGAUGGUCUUUGAUCAGAAUGGUGUUACUUGUUCCAUCAAACCCCAGCAAAUUACGUACAUCGUCCCGGGUGUUUAUAAUUUUGACCAUACAGGACUUACUGAUUUUCUCCAGAGGGCUCAGGAGAAUUUGGAUCCCCAAUUGAUUGAGUUUGCUUGGAUCGAGUUACUUGAGAAGAACAAACCUGUGACGCCAGAAGAGUUAGCAGAGAUGAUAUAUGGUCGCUCAGAUUCUCUUGAAAGCUAUUGUGCUCAUUUUUUGCUGUCACAAGACGAGAUAUACUUUUCUGUCUUAGAGUCAAAAGGUUCUCGAUCAAUAUAUAGCCCCCGGCCUACUGAACAGGUGGAAGAGCUUUUACGAAGGCAACGCGUGAAGGAGGCAGAAGAGAAAGAGUUUCAGGAGUUUAUUCAAUUGUUGAAGUCUGCCAAGAAGGCGCCUAUUCACGCCAAGCCCCCCAAAUCUUCAUGGCUAGCUGAUGAUAAAUUGCAAGAUAAGAUUGGCUCACUUGAAGCUUAUGCUAUUGAUGCAUGGGCAAGCACUGACCAGCGGAAAUUGGCUGGAACGAUCUUAAAAUCCAUGGGGUUACAGAAAACGUCUGUCUCGGCACUAAACCUUCUCGUAGAUAUUGGAUAUUUUCCUGUACAUGUCAAUCUUGAUCUGCUUAAGCUGAAUCUUCCAACCCACCACUCAGAAGCUAUCAUUGAAGCUGCUGAAGUUCUUCUCUCAGAAUCGUCUGAUGUUGAUGCGGUUAGGAGGAUUGAUCUCACACACUUGAAGGUUUAUGCUAUUGAUGUUGAUGAGGCUGAUGAGCUUGACGAUGCCCUCAGUGCAAUGAGAUUGCAGGACGGACGGAUAAAGAUCUGGAUACAUGUUGCGGAUCCUGCUAGAUAUGUUACACCUGGGAGUAAAGUGGACAGAGAGGCAAGGAGAAGGGGAACUUCUGUCUUUCUGCCUACGGCUACUUAUCCAAUGUUUCCUGAGAAACUUGCCAUGGAAGGAAUGAGUUUAAGACAGGGGGAAAACUGCAAUGCUGUCUCUGUGUCCGUUGUCCUGCAUUCUGAUGGCUGUAUUGCAGAAUAUUCAGUAGAUAACUCUAUCAUCAGACCGACCUAUAUGUUGACAUAUGAAAGUGCUUCGGAGCUGCUUCACUUGAACCUAGAAGAAGAAGCUGAACUGAGAUUGCUGUCUGAGGCAGCUUUCAUUCGCUCCCAAUGGCGCAGUGAACAGGGUGCAGUGGACACAACUACAUUAGAAACUCGUAUCAAAGUGGUGAAUCCUGAGGAUCCAGAACCUUUGAUAAAUCUCUAUGUAGAAAAUCAGGCAGAACGAGCGAUGAGACUUGUCUUUGAAAUGAUGAUUCUUUGUGGGGAGGUUAUAGCAACGUUUGGGUCUCAGCAUAAUAUUCCAUUGCCAUAUAGAGGACAGCCGCAGUCAAAUAUUGAUGUAUCUGCAUUUGCGCAUCUUCCAGAAGGACCCGUACGUUCGUCAUCCCUCGUCAAAGUAAUGCGUGCUGCAGAAAUGAAUUUUAGAUGUCCUGUUCGACAUGGAGUGCUUGGAAUUCCUGGUUACGUUCAGUUCACAUCUCCCAUUCGUCGAUACAUGGAUCUUACUGCACACUACCAGAUCAAGGCUUUUCUUCGAGGAGGUGACAAUUUUCCUUUCUCGGCUGGUGAGUUAGAAGGUAUAGCAGCAUCCGUAAACAUGCAAAGCAAAGCAGUGAGAAAACUCUCAAACAGCGGUCUCCGCUAUUGGGUAAUAGAGUUUCUCAGAAGACAAGAAAAGGGAAAAAAGUACACCGCAUUGAUCUUGAGAUUUGUCAAAGACCGGAUUGCAUCCCUUUUGUUGGUUGAGGUGGGUUUUCAAGCUACUGCGUGGGUGUCAGAAGGAAAACAAGUGGGAGAUGAAAUCCAAGUUCGAGUAGAAGAAGCUCAUCCCCGCGACGAUCUUAUUAUUUUCAAAGAGAUUAUCUGAAGAAAUUAAAAUCACAUAGUUCCCGGGAAAUUCAUCAAAACUCAGAUUCUCUAAAUAGGGAGAGACCUGAAACUGAUAGAGAGCUUGUGUUUGCAAGAGAGGUAACUAAUCUUCACUCAUAUUUGAACUGUGGCGCUGAUAGAGAAGUUUUUGUUUCUGCAUCCUAAGCCUGUCAUAGACAUUAGUUUGCUCUUUUGGUGAUAAGGAAACUUGCUGAUGGACGCAGCCAAUGGUGGCUCGAGCUAUGAUCUGCUUUAAGAGUUGAGCUCAUGGUAAUAUGGUACGUAGUUAUAGGGUUCAUACAGUUUUACAUCAUUUGUUAUUAUCGGUCAAUAUAGGAAACUUGCUUUUGUUCUGUAGAGCACAUGAAAAAAAGGGAAUGUGAAUACACAAUUUCAAUGUUGACUUUGAUCGAUCUAAUGUCUGAAACAACACUCGAAGGCCUUGAGAAAAAGUAUCCACUUGAUAUAUUAA